AUGCGGAACCCCAGCAUGAUGUUGGGUAACAGCGCAGGAUCCUGGUUGAUCUUAUUAAUGGCAAACACCAAGGCCAAGACAUGCUGUACCGGGGAGGAAGUUUAUUUCGAUGAGAACGGUGAAUCAUCAGCUGGAUACGACAUUUUAAACUGGAUCGUUUUUCCCAACGAUUCCUUCAUCACAGUCAAAGUGGGUCACGUGGACCCACGGGCUCCUGUUGGCCAAGAGUUCACCAUUAAUGAGGCAGCCAUUGUUUGGAACAGCAGGUUCAAUCAGACAGUGCCACGGUCCAUGUGCACUGACAGCUGCCAUCCUGGAUAUGUUAGGACAGUUUGGGAGGGGAAGCCACUUUGUUGCUAUAACUGUGCUCCAUGCCCAGAAGGGACCAUUUCCAACCAGACAGAUGCGGAUCAUUGUGAUAGGUGCCCAGAAGAUCAGUAUCCAAACAGGGACCAAGAUAAAUGCAUACCCAAGUUUAUGAAUUUCCUUUCCUAUAAAGAACCUUUGGGAUUUAUUUUGGCUUCUUUUGCUCUUUUAUUUUCUCUUCUCACAGUGCUGGUGCUAGGAAUGUUUAUUAAGCAUCAGGAAACUCCCAUAGUGAGGGCCAACAACCGGGAGCUCAGCUACGUUCUUCUCCUCUCCCUCCUGCUCUGCUUCCUCUGCAGCUUGGUAUUCAUUGGCCAGCCUGGCCAGGUGACCUGCCUUCUCCGACAAACAGCUUUUGGUGUCAUAUUCUCUGUCUCUGUUUCUUCUGUGUUGGCAAAAACCGUCACUGUGGUUCUGGCCUUCAAGGCCACAAAGCCAGGAGCCAGCAUGAGGAAAUGGCUGGGGAGAAGACUGGCUGGCUCCAUCAUCGUUUCCUGUUCCCUUAUCCAAGUUGGGAUUUGUGCUGUCUGGCUGGGAAUUGCUCUCCCGUUCCCAGAUCUUGACAUGAAAUCAGAGGUUGGACACAUCUUAAUGCAAUGUAAUGAGGGGUCAAACACCGCCUUCUACUGUGUCCUGGGCUACAUCGGCUUCCUCGCCAUUGUCAGCUUCAUGGUUGCUUUCCUAGCCAUGAAACUGCCUGAUACUUUCAAUGACGCCAAGUUCAUCACCUUCAGCAUGUUGGUGUUUUGCAGCAUGUGGGUCUCCUUCAUCCCCACUUACCUGAGCACCAAGGGGAAAUACAUGGUGGCUGUGGAGAUCUUCUCUAUCUUGGCCUCCAGCACUGGGCUACUGGGCUGCAUCUUCAACCCCAAAUGCUACAUCAUUGUGCUGAGGCCUGACCUGAACACUAGGGAGCAGCUAGUUAUGAAAUCCAAAUCUGGGACACAGGAAUUAUGA
Chrysemys picta bellii (western painted turtle) is the source of this 1323-nucleotide messenger RNA. The record is from RefSeq and is a predicted model, not a curated record. Lineage: Eukaryota; Metazoa; Chordata; Testudines; Emydidae.